Molecule: messenger RNA, 684 nt
Organism: Suhomyces tanzawaensis NRRL Y-17324
Lineage: Eukaryota; Fungi; Ascomycota; Pichiomycetes; Serinales; Debaryomycetaceae
Product: cyanamide hydratase
Exons: 1
Coding region: 1-684 (227 amino acids)
Source: RefSeq, a predicted model, not a curated record
AUGUCCCACUACGGCUUUGUCAAGAUCUCCAGAGACGUGGCCCAGGCCAUCCCCAACCCUAAGGCCCCUACCGCACAGACCACUACCGAGCUUCCCCAGACUCCGCUCGCUAGCUUUGUCCACAAGUACGCCCAGCAAAAGCUUCCAGCACCAGUUUUCAACCACUCGUUGAGGGUGUACUUGUACUCGCUCGCCAUCAUCAAGGACCAAUUCCCUGAAUGGAACCUCGACACCGAGGUCAUCUACGUCACCAGCUUGCUCCACGACAUCGGAACCACCGACGAGAACAUGAACGCCACCAAGAUGUCGUUCGAAACCUACGGUGGAAUCAUUUCGCGCGACUUGGUGUUGAAGGAGACUGGCGACAAGGACUACGCGGACGCAGUGGCAGAGGCCAUUGUCAGACACCAGGACCUUGGUGAGAGCGGGUUCAUCACCACCUUGGGGUUGAUCUUGCAGAUCGCCACCAUUCUCGACAACGUGGGGUUGAACAGCCACUUGAUCCACCCCGACACCUUGGAUGCUGUCAACAAGAAGUUCUCCCGUGAGGGCUGGUUGAACUGCUUUGCUGGCGCCAUCGACAGGGAAAACCGCGAAAAGCCAUGGGGCCACACCAGUGCCUUGGGCGCGGAAGACUUCAGAAGAGGCGUUUUGGGCAACAAGUUGAAGUACGAGAAGCUCUAG